This is a messenger RNA of Procambarus clarkii (red swamp crayfish), 393 nucleotides long. NCBI's taxonomy places the organism in Eukaryota, Metazoa, Arthropoda, Malacostraca, Decapoda, Cambaridae. The record is from RefSeq and is a predicted model, not a curated record.
AUGUCAUCAUUUGAAGAGGAUAAUGAGUGGACAAACAUCAAAUAUGACAUUACUCAUUCUCCAAACAUUGACCCGACCAGCAAAACGGAGAUCCGACCUCAGAGAGCAGAGAGGGACCCGACACCAGGAAACAAGAACCAGACACCCGAAAACAGCGACCCAAUACCUAAAACAGGGAUCGCAAAAGGGAAUCCAAUACCAAGAGGAGACCUGAUCAGACAGCACGGAGCCGACCGGCUGUAUGAAGCCGACCAGAUGAAAGGAGCCGACCCGCUGCAGGGAGCCGACCAGCUGCAGGGAGCCGAGCCGCUGCAGGGAGCCGACCAGCUGCAGGGAGCCGAGCCGCUGCAGGGAGCCGAGGAACAACAGGUACAAGGAGGAGGAAGAGAAUAA